AUGACGCUGGAAUCGAGUGCUCACGCGAGCAGAGUUGUCCGCGUUCGAGAGACCCGGAUAACAUCGAUUUUCGCCCACAUCGGAAUCGGCCUGUCCAUUCUAAUGCUGCCGACACCGUUGACGUACAUACCGCGCCCAGUUCUAGCUGGACUCUUUGCCUACAUGGCUGUCACCUCAGUCAGUGACAAUCAACUCUGGGAACGAAUUCAACUGGUCUUCAUCGAACAGUCGGCUUACCCACCCUCGCACUACAUCCGUCGGGUGCCGCAGCGUCGCAUGCACCUCUUCACGGGACUGCAGUUGCUCCAAUUGGCUGUGCUUUGUGGCUGCGGCUUCACCGAGGUACCCUUCAUCAAAAUGGUCUUCCCAAUUCUACUCUUUUUCCAAAUCCUCAUCAGAAAACAGGCGAUGCACACUUUCGAUGGCUCGGCCUUUGAGCAUUCAAGACUACAUUGGACAAAAGGAGCCCCGCCUCACGUUACCAAGAACCUCCCUUUGAAGGAUUUCUCUGCAGAAGUGAGAGCCAAUCUUGACAUCAAGAUGUUCAUCAAGGAGGCCACUCUCCUCCUAGACCUGGAGGCGUCUUCAAUCGACGAGAUCAUUCAGGAGAUGCUAAAUGCAGUUUUUCGUGAGCAAGCAGCCACAACCACAAAUAACUCCAGCACCACCAUCGCCGCAAGUGGACAUCGAUUCUACCUGACACCCACGCACUCGCCCAGGGAGUCGACUGUUGACUGCGACGAGAGCAGCAAUCACACGCGGUCGCACACCCUCAACAGGGCGACCGGAGGCAAUCUCUUCUCCACGACAAACAAAAUGUCGACCCUCAGCAGGGAGGACUUGAUCGAGGAGGCCAAACGAGCCCUUCUUCUGGAGAUUCAGUACAACGAGCAAGCAUACCGGCGUUUGGCCAAGACCAUUAAGUCUGUUUCCUUUCACGAAAACGAAGGCAUCACAACCGACCAAAGUUGGAUUUGCGCCCUAUGCAGUCUGAAGAGCAUUCAAAAACGCUACCUCGCGUUAGCUCGGCUCGCGUACCCAGUGAACCUUGGCAGAUCCAAUGAAGGCACCCAAAUUAUCCUCCUCAAGAAAACGAAGUGUGAAAUUGAGUUGGGGCGGACGUUUGCGACCAUCCUCUCCGACCUCGAAUUUCGACGACAGCUAAUUUACGCCCAGGAUGAGAACGAGGUGAAGGCGCUGCUUUGCUCGAGGGCGCAUGAACUGGCGGAGGAGCACGAACAACUGCGCCGGGGUCCGGACAAGAUCAACGAGCUCAUUGACGAGUGCUUCAAACCGGAGCCCCGAUGUCAGUUCAUGAGUGGACUGAUAGCUGAUUUGCGGCGCCGUCUUCCGCUGUAUCCUUCGGACUUUGUCGAUGGUCUCCGAGGGUAUCAAACUGCUCGCAAAGUAACCACCUCCAUACUCUUCCUCUACUUCGCCUGUCUUCUGCCAUCGAUCGCAUUUGGCGUCCUCAACUACAACAACACCUGCGGAAAAAUCGGUGUCUUUCGGAUUUUACUAUCUCAGACGAUCGGCGGGCUGUUUUUUGGCUUCAUCGGUGGACAGCCUCUAACAAUCCUUCUCACAACCGCACCGAUCGCACUCUACGUAAAACGCAAGUCCACUUCAUUUUGCAUUACGGCUGUGAUAUACACCGUGACGGUGUCGUACAAUUUGGAGUUCUACGCGUUCUUCGGAUGCGUGGGCUUGUUUAACGCCGCGUUUCUCUUCAUUUACGCAGCCUUUGAUGCAAGUCGAAUUAUGCGAUGGUCUACAAGGUCGACAGAGGAAAUCUUUGCAAUGUUCGUCUCAAUUGCCUUCCUCGUUGAGGCCUACCGCGAUACCGCGAAGGAAUUUAGGAAGUACUACUUUGACUGCGUUACCAGUCAGGAGUGUCGCAACUCGUCGGCCGUCGUGGCCGCUAACGCGACCGGACGCACCGACCGCACUCUGCUCAACCUCCAGCCGACGUUGCCGCACCCGAACCACCAGGCGAUCGCUGCAGACGUCAACGCCAACAUAAACGCCUCCCUGGCCGAGGUCGUGACGACUUGUAAGCCCGAAGUUGCCAUCCUCUAUCUCCUGCUGUUGGCCUGUACCUACUGGAUUUGUAUUUCAAUGCUCAAUUUCACCAAAACGCCCUUUUUAACAGAAACAAAAAGGGAACUGAUUCAUGACUUUGCUUUGCCCUGCGCCGUACUUGUUAUGUCUUUCGUCGGCUCGUACCUGUUCAAAAAAGUGGAGCUGGAGCCUUAUAACGUGGACACGGAGUCGUUUGAAUGGAAGAUCGUCGACUUCCGCACCUUGAAUUGGGCGAACGUCCUCGGGGCAAUGGCUCUGUCCUUCCCACUCUCUCUCCUCUUCUUCAUGGAACAAAACAUCGCUAGCGUCAUCGUGAACUCACCGUCAAAUAAACUGAAGAAAGGCACGAGCUACCACUGGGAUCUGUUCGUAGUUGGGGUGAUUAAUACCCUGCUGUCGCUUUUUGGUUUGCCCUGGGUACACGGUGCUCUCCCCCAGUCACCCAUGCACGUCCGCUCGCUCGCCGACAUGGAAGAACGCAUCACAAUGGGCAACUGUGUGCAGCAAAUGUAA
Messenger RNA from Mesocestoides corti, 2595 nucleotides. NCBI's taxonomy places the organism in Eukaryota, Metazoa, Platyhelminthes, Cestoda, Cyclophyllidea, Mesocestoididae. The record is from the annotation of a GenBank genome assembly.